Molecule: messenger RNA, 4949 nt
Organism: Canis lupus familiaris (dog)
Lineage: Eukaryota; Metazoa; Chordata; Mammalia; Carnivora; Canidae
Gene: ZNF804B
Product: zinc finger protein 804B
Exons: 4
Coding region: 94-4146 (1350 amino acids)
Cellular component (GO): nucleus
Source: RefSeq, a predicted model, not a curated record
CACCGUCGCUGCUGAGAAAGCGGCCCGCGCUCCCGCGCUCCCGCGGCCGGGGCCGGCCAGGAGGGACACGCAGCGCGCCCCGCUCGGACCCACAUGGCUUGUUACCUGGUCAUCAGUUCGAGACAUCUCAGCAAUGGGCACUACCGGGGCAUCAAAGGAGUCUUCCGAGGGCCCCUCCGCAAGAACGGAUCUCCCUCUCCGGAUUUUCCAGAAAAGGAGAAGUCCACAGCAAAGGCCCUGGAAGAUGUAAAGGCAAACUUUUACUGUGAAUUAUGUGACAAGCAGUAUCACAAGCACCAGGAGUUUGACAAUCAUAUUAAUUCUUAUGAUCAUGCUCAUAAGCAGAGGCUGAAGGAAUUAAAGCAACGAGAAUUUGCUCGAAACGUAGCUUCAAAGUCAUGGAAAGAUGAGAAGAAACAAGAAAAAGCUCUUAAACGGCUUCACCAGCUGGCUGAAUUAAGACAACAAUCUGAAUGUGUUUCUGGAAAUGGACCAGCAUACAAAGCUCCCAGGGUAGCCAUAGAAAAGCAACUUCAGCAAGGAGUCUUUCCAGUUAAGAAUGGCAGAAAGGUAUCGUGCAUGAAGAGUGCUCUUCUCCUUAAAGGAAAGAAUCUGCCCAGAAGCAUUUCCGAUAAACAGCGGUCCCCCAUGCAAAAUCGACACCAGUUACAAAUGGACCGACAUUAUUUAUUCAGAAAUCGGGUACCACAGACCUCUUCGGAUCUCAGCAAUGCGAAUCACAGGACAGGAGUAUCAUUUUCUUUUUCCAAAAAAGUGCAUCUAAAAUUAGAAUCAUCAGCGUCAGUUUUCAGUGAGAACACCGAAGAAACCCAUGAGUGUAACAAGUCACCCGUCUAUAAAGCAAAACAAACUGCAGAGAAAUGCAAGUGCCGCAGGUUUGCAAACGAGGAUACAUAUCCCACUAAGGAAAAAAAUAUAAACAUCACACCAAGCCAUCUGGAAAGCGUCUUACACAAUACCUUCUCCAUAAGCUCUCAAAUCUUGCAAGACAAAAAUGACUCUAUUGAUGAAACACUAGAAGAUUCGAUUGGCAUUCAUGCUUCAUUCUCUAAAUCUGAUAUUCAUCUUUCAGAUGUGGAUUUUCCUCCUUGCAGCAGAGAAAAAGAAACUAGAAGUACAUUGAAGAACACUUCAGAAAACUGCAUAAAUCACUCGUGCCAAGCAAAUGCUUCCUCCAGCCCACCAAACAUUUACAAGCACAGCAAUGCCAGGGUAUUUGAGUAUCUGGAUGAGUUUCCAUCACUGGAGCCAAGUGAGCAAAACAGUACAGUUCAUCUGGAUCCCAGCUCUAGAAUGGAGAAGAGAGAAGAAUCUUUAGAGGAAACAGAAAGAGUUAGGAAAAAUGUACAGAGGCUUGUAAGAGAAGCAUGUCCCCAUGAAGUGAAGUCUAAACCAUUGCCUUUUCUCCAUGUACAAAGUAAGGAUGGCCACACCACUCUCCAGUGGCCUACAGAACUUUUGCUCUUUACAAAAACAGAGCCCUGCAUCUCUUAUGGAUGCAACCCAUUGUAUUUUGAUUUUAAGCUUUCUCGGAACACAAAGAGUGACCACGGUUCAGAAGACCUAAAAAAAGAACUGAUUAAGGAGCCCUCGGAAAUGAAGACAACAAUAGACAGCCAAGUCUCAGGUUUAAUCAAAGACCAACAAGAAUUGAUCCAAGAAAAUGAUCAAUCUCUGAAACCAAAGAUGAUGAUAGCUAAUCCAGAUUGGGAAAAUUUCGAGAGAAAAUAUAAUUUGGGCUACAAUGAUUCUGAGCCAAACAUGAGUCAACAUAAUUGUAAUACAAGCGAUUUGGAAAUGAAAAAUCCUGAAGUGCCUGCUUACCUUGAUAUGUCUCUAAGGAAUUGUGUAGGAAACAGUAAUAAUAGUGAUAAUGAACUCAAGGCGUCCUCAAGGACCCAUUGGCAAAGCUGCCAGAGGGUGGUUCUAAAUGAUGCAAACGAGGGCCUUGCUUUUUCUCCCUACAUCUCUAGGACUAAAAAACCAAAACUGAUUCCUUGCGAUCCUCAUUCAGAUUUUGAAGAUGCAAACCAAUUCACUUGGAAUUCUAGUCCUUACCCAGUAAGGGGUCACAGUGAUCCUGGGAAGGACUUUAGAGUAAUUCUGAACAGUAACCACAUCAGCAUGACCAGCAGGGCUUCUGGAUGUAGAAACCAAACUUACAAGAGAAAUUCUCCAAAAUUGACUCUGAAUAGACUUUCUAGCCCCUCAGACACAUGCCCUGGCAGCACAUCCAGCUUGAGAAGUACUUGUUCAGGUCAUAAGUCCAGGGGUAAUGGCAGAGGUAAUUUGCUCUACUUUUGUAAAAGGGAACACAACUCCGUUGAAAGGCACGAUGGGAGACACCAAAAGCACAGCUGCCUCUGCCUGUCUGAGGAGAUGGCAAGGAGCACCUGCCUGCCAUCUGAAAUACAGAGAGAUAGGAACUUCAGAUUGUGGGAAUCCCUUAAGAAGGAAAAAUACUCAAAACACAGAUACGGUCGCUGCAGAGAAAGAUCUAAACUGGGCAAAAAUCAGCAGCAGUUUUCAGGGCCCAAAUCCAGGAGACUCACCCAUUGUGACUCCGGCUCACAGAUGUCCUGUUCUGGGAACAGUGAAGAACCACCAAAUUGCCAGGGACCUCAGCUCGGCAGAUUGGGCUCUUGCUCCAGAGAGAGUAUGUAUUGCUUAAAUAAAAGUGAGAGAAAUCCGGAGUCUUUGGACAGCCCUCAUAUCUGUGACCUGGGAAAAGUAAAAUCCAUGCAGUAUAGCUCGGGGAGUAUCAGCUGCCGUCUAAGGAGCUGUUCCAGCGGCCCUGCAGAAGCCGCGGAGUUGACAGAAGGAGAGAGGGCCCCCCUGACAGCCAAAAGCCUUUUAGAAAGAGUCCAAGCCAAGAGGUGUCAGGAACAAUCAACUAAUUUUGAGGUCUCUUCAAAGAAUCAUAAAAACGAAUCCGAGGCUCAUUCACAAAUUCAGCGCACAGUUCAGUGUGAAUUCACACCACUGGGCUGUAACCGACCAGCAUUGCCUUUGUCUGACAAAACACAGAGCGCAAGCGCAAGAGGAAAGGAUACAGGCGGUGCGAUGCCGUGGACUGCAGAGCAUGGCAAAGUCCAAAGUUCACAGACAAAUACUUUCGCCCUUUCAGUAGAUCCUGAUUGUGGUGACCACCUUUCUAAAGGCAAGAUUCAUGUAGUAGCAGAUUCUCAGCCACCAAACACGAGAAAGAACCCAGUGACAAGAGAACAAGCAAAACCUUUAAUUGGCCAAGUCCAACAUACCAUUCAGAGCCGUGACCCGGUACCGAAUGAUUUCCCUGGUGCUUUUCCGUCUAAUAGAUAUACUGGUGUUACCGAUUCAACAGAGACCAAAGAGGACCGAAUAAAUCUCGACUUGCAGGAUGUAAGCCUGCAUAUGAAUCACGUAGAGGGGACUGUAAACUCUUACUCUGACAGAACUAUGCAGAAGCGUGACAAAGUGGAAGAUGAAUCAGAAGCGUGUCAUAAAUCUAGCUCGCCCCCUUUAAUUCAACAGCCAAUCACUUUUUCUCCUGAAGAAAUAGAUAAAUACAAGCUCCUACAGCUGCAAGCCCAGCAGCACGUGCAGAAACAGCUCCUAUCGAAGCAUCUUCGAGUGUUGCCUGCUUCCGGGCCCACCGCCUUCGCCCCGGCCUCGGCCAUCCAGACGGUCCCAGUCCACCAGCACACUUCUAUCACCACCAUCCACCACACCUUCCUGCAGCAUUUCGCUGUUUCUGCUUCCUUAAAUUCCCAUGGCAGUCCCAUCCCCAUAGCUCAUCUGCAUCCCCUCUCCCAGCCACACUUCACCCCAUUUGCAUUUUCACCUCUGACUCCAGCCAUCAUCCCGGCCCACCCUACUUUCUUAGCGGGCCACCCCCUGCAUCUGGUCACUGCUGCUCCCUUUCACCCACCUCACAUCACACUUCAGCCCCUGCCCUCGGCGGCAUUGAUCCCGGCAUUGUUUGGCCCUCACUUAAACCCAGCCACGGCUUCUAUCAUCCACUUGAAUCCUUUAAUCCAACCAGUGUUUCAAGGUCAAGAUCUUUGCCAUCAUUCUUGCUCCAGUCAGAUGCAGCAGUUAAAUGGAGUGAAAGAGGCCUUAAAUAUAUCAGCACACUUGAACUAAUAGGUGUCAAAGCCCCUCUUGUGGAUAAAUAAAACAAAUUGUCACUACCUACAAAAUGAUCUAUUUAAAGUGGUCUGAUUAUUAUUAAGAUUUGAAAUAUUGGUGCCAAUUCAAAAUGUGACCAGUAUAUAAAUAGAAACUGAAUUGCCAAUAUCAAAAUAGGAGCAUUUUAAGGAUUUCUUUUAACUCGCAUAAAUAACAGAACAAAUUGAAAAUAAUUUUGUGGAAGGGUAGGGGGAAACCUGUUAAAGAUCUGUUUGGAUGAGUUCUCACAUAAUGUUACAAACUGAUAACAGAAAAAAUUCAGGCAGAUCAUUGAUAUUACAAAGAAAAUCAAAUGGAACAUAAUAUUGUAUGUUCUAGGUGUUUGUUGAGUGAGUGAAUGAAUGAAUCGCACAUUCGGUUUUAUGCAUCAGAUAGUAAUGAAAGGCCAGUGAAAUAAACUGCUUAUUAAAACUAACUCCUAUGGUUAACUACUGACUGAGCUUUCGAUCAAUAUACUCUGUUUCAAUCAAAAUAAUUUAUAUUUUCAUAGGAAAUAAAAGAUGGCAAGCAAUUUUCUGAUUAAUUCAAGUUAAAAACUACUCUUCAGUGAAAACCAAUCUUUACACAGAUUGUAUUGAGUUUCCGUGAAAAAUUGGGUCAUCUUCAUUUCACACACAUCUAUGUUAAGGGAAUUUUGUAACUGUAAGAAUAACCAAUAUCUAAAAUUAAGAAUGUUUAAUUUUUGUAUAAGAAAACAUAUAUAAGCUAUCAUUAGUAUUUGAUAAUGCAAAAUAAAAAAUAAAAUAUAUUCAACAACA